CGUCAUCAUUCUCAGGUAGCUAAAGAAGCAGAUGAGACAGAUUGUCCACUAUCAAGUCCAGUUUUAUCAUAGAGACAGUCAGACGUCUUAUCAGUCUUAUCCAAGCGAUAACCGGAUAUGGAAUAUAAAGGCAAAUACGACACUUUCAGUGUCUUCACAUCGAUUUCAAGUGACAGACGUGCCAAGCCCAAGCCAAGCAAACACUUAAUUUAAGCGAAAAACGUUCAAGCAUGUCCAAGCUCACGGAAUAUGCCGUCAUUUGGAUACUUUUAAUCGUGGCCAUUGGCUGCCUUGUCUUGGGCCUAAUCUUUGGCCUUGGCAACGAGGUAGAUGGCCGCAUUGGCGCCGUUGCUUCCAAUGGCGUUGGCUGUGCUGAGAUCGGUGGCCAAAUGCUCGAUGUGGGAGGCUCAGCGGCCGAUGCCGCAAUUGCCACAAUGCUCUGCGAGGGCGUUAUGUUGCCACAUAGCUUGGGAGUUGGCGGUGGCUUCGUGGCCACCAUUUACAACAAGGCAACUGGCCAGAUAGAGACACUGAUUGCACGGGAAACGGCGCCGGCGGCAGCAACACAAGACAUGUUUGUGAAUCUAACCAAGGAUGAUCAUGUGACGGGCGCUUUGUCCUGUGCUGUGCCCAGCGAGAUCUUUGGCUAUUGGAAGCUACACGUGCGACUCGGCAAAUUGCCCUGGCGUGCACUUUUUGAGCCGACCAUCGAGCUGUGUCGCAACGGCAUCACCGUCUCGCUUUAUUUGGCCGGCGUGCUGGCCAACAAUGAGGAGCACAUCCGGCGGGAGCUCUCCAUGUCCGAGAUCUUCAUCAAUCCCGCCACAGAGCGCGUCUACAGAGUGGGCGAGGUCAUGUAUCGGCAUGUGCUAGCGGACACUCUAGAGAUUAUUGCCACGGAGGGAGCUGAGGUGCUCUACCGAGGUGGACGUGUGGGACGUAUGUUGGUCGAGGAUAUCCAGGAGAUGGGCGGCAUCAUAACCGAGCAGGAUCUGCAGAGCUACAAUGUGCGCUGGGAGGAACCGCUGCGCAGCAGCUUUGGACACGGCUACGACUUGUACACAACACCGCUGCCCACCAGCGGAGCACUGUUGAUCUUCAUCGUGAAUGUGAUGGACAAAUUGCACUCGAAGGACAUGCCGAUCGAAACGUAUUGGCAUCGCCUCGUGGAGAGCUUCAAGCACGCCUAUGGCCAACGCAGCAAUCUGGGCGAUUUGCACUUUGAGCCCUCGGUGCGUCCGCACUAUCGGAAGCUGAUCGAUCCGAGAUUCGCUGACAAGAUUCGUGCACUGAUCCGGGACGAUGUGACGUUUGAGGAUAUACAUUAUUAUGGCGCCAAUUUUAGCAGUGUCGAGGAUCAUGGCACUGCGCAUAUUUCGGUGCUGGCGCCCAAUGGCGAUGCCAUCUCGGUGACCAGCACGAUUAACGGGGAUCUCGGUGCUCGGCUGCGAUCGCGGCAAACCGGAUUCAUACUCAACGACCAGAUGAAUGACUUCUCAAAGCCGGGAAGUGUGAAUGCCUUUGGCAUUCCCGAUAGUCCUGCGAAUUACAUUAAGCCCGGCAAGCGUCCCAUGUCUUCCGCGUGUCCCAGCAUUGUGCUCGACAAACAGGGCAAUGUCCAGCUGGUUGUUGGCGGCGCUGGCGGCCCAAAGAUCACCACCUCGGUGGCACAGGCCAUACUCCGGUACUUUGUGCUCAAGGAGUCCGUCUACAAUGCGGUUAACUCGGGUCGACUGCAUCAUCAGCUGGUGCCGAUGCACGUCGAAUUGGAGCCAUCGGUGCCGCGACGUACGGCUGAUCAUCUGGAGGGGAUUGGUCACAAGCUCAGUCCAUUGAGUGGACACAGAGCGUACUCGGCCCUCACGGCCAUUGGCAGCAAGGAGAACGUUCCCGAUCCCAUCUGCGACUAUCGACGCGAGGGCAGCGCUGUCCUAGUUGGUCCCAGCUUGGAUUAUGUUUAACUCGCAUCAUCUACUCACUUCUUCCUCCCUCUCUCACUCUCACUCUCAC
Drosophila nasuta is the source of this 2010-nucleotide messenger RNA. RefSeq names its product scoloptoxin SSD14. The coding region runs from base 231 to 1961 and encodes 576 amino acids. Gene Ontology annotation, molecular function: glutathione gamma-glutamate hydrolase. The record is from RefSeq and is a predicted model, not a curated record. NCBI's taxonomy places the organism in Eukaryota, Metazoa, Arthropoda, Insecta, Diptera, Drosophilidae. Gene Ontology annotation, biological process: glutathione catabolic process. Gene Ontology annotation, cellular component: plasma membrane. The transcript is spliced from 3 exons.